Molecule: messenger RNA, 1425 nt
Organism: Emys orbicularis (European pond turtle)
Lineage: Eukaryota; Metazoa; Chordata; Testudines; Emydidae
Gene: COL26A1
Product: collagen type XXVI alpha 1 chain
Exons: 14
Coding region: 1-1425 (474 amino acids)
Molecular function (GO): protein binding
Source: RefSeq, a predicted model, not a curated record
AUGAACCGGGCUCUUUUCUCGCUCUGGUGCUGCUGUUUCUAUGGAUGUACUUUAGGGACCGGUUUCCUCUAUCAAUUCCCAGCCUCAACUCUACAGCACAACUACCCCGAGCAGAGUUCAGGGUCUCCGGGCAGCGGAUUCGCCAACCGCCGGCACUGGUGUCACUACACAGUUACACGGACAGUCUCCUGUCAAGUGCAGAAUGGCUCGGAGACCGUGAUCCAGAGGGUUUAUCAGAGCUGCCGGUGGCCAGGACCUUGUGCCAACUUAGUGAGUUACAGGACUCUUAUCAGGCCCACGUACAAAAUGUCUUACCGAACGGUGACCACCCUGGAGUGGAGGUGCUGUCCUGGGUUCACAGGGAGUAACUGCGAAGAGGAAUGCAUGAACUGCACCAGACUAACUGAUAUGACUGAGAGGCUAAACACUCUGGAAGCCAAGAUUCUUCUGCUCGAGUCUGCAGAGCGUGCCCCCACUUCAGAGAAUGACCUGCCAAUCGCCAGGACGACAGCCACAUGGUACGACGACUUGCUCCCAGAUGCUAUUCCCCUGGUAAAUCCUGGGACCGUGUUGAGGAAGCCGGUGGGACCAGCUGGGCUACCAGGGCAGAUUGGGCCCCCAGGCCCAAUUGGACCAGUUGGACUUCCAGGACCACCGGGACCAAAAGGAGACAGGGGACAAACUGGCGAGAGAGGGCCAGCAGGGCCACCAGGGCUUCUGGGACCUCCAGGACCAAGAGGACUUCCAGGAGAAACUGGGAUCCCAGGACCUCCGGGACCUCCGGGGCCACCUGCCACCCCAGGCCUUCCGCUCCCUGUCCAACAAGGGGUUCUCUACUCUCUGCAGCCCACAGCAGAAAAAGAAAAUGGAGAAUCCCAGCUGGCUUCCACCAUCAUCGACACGAUCCUGGCUGGCUUGCCAGGCCCACGCGGCGCACCAGGGCCUGUUGGGCCACCAGGACCCCCAGGCACUUCAGGACCCAAAGGACCCCCCGGACCUAUUGGAGUUCCUGGAUCACAAGGUGUACCGGGCUCUCCAGGACAGCCUGGACCGAAAGGUUCCAAAGGAGAUCGAGGAGAAAGAGGGCAAGCAGGUCUGUCUGGAGAGAGGGGCAAUAAGGGACUGCCUGGUGAACCAGGCAAGAAGGGUGAAGAAGGAGAUAAAGGGGCUGAUGGAGAAGGAGUUCAGCAACUUCGAGAAGCCCUGAAGAUUUUAGCCGAGAGGGUGUUAAUUCUCGAGCAUAUGAUAGGAAUUCAUGAUUCUUUAUCUUCCAUGGAACCGGGCUCAGGGCAGGAAGUGAUCCUAGGCUCCUCUCUACGAAGGAGCAUCAAGAUCAAACGUGGUGGUCCCGAGCAGCGGCCCCAGCCCUAUCAGAUCCUCGCUUCGCUGCUGGAGGACACCGAAGCCAAAAGGAAAAGCAACUGA